Messenger RNA from Ictidomys tridecemlineatus (thirteen-lined ground squirrel), 1192 nucleotides. NCBI's taxonomy places the organism in Eukaryota, Metazoa, Chordata, Mammalia, Rodentia, Sciuridae. The record is from RefSeq and is a predicted model, not a curated record.
GGACUGUUCCUGUCCAUGUACCUGGUCACAGUGCUUGGGAACCUGCUCAUCAUCCUGGCUGUCAGCUCUGACCCCCACCUCCACACCCCUAUGUAUUUCUUCCUCUCCAACCUGUCCUUGACAGACAUCUGUUUCAUCUCCACCACAGUCCCUAAGAUGAUUGUGGACAUCCAGACUCACAGCAGAGCCAUCUCCUAUAUGGGCUGCCUGACACAGAUGUCCCUUUUUGCCAGUUUUGUCUGUAUGGAUGACAUGCUUCUGACUGUGAUGGCCUAUGACCGGUUUGUGGCCAUCUGUCACCCCCUGCGAUAUCCAGUCACUAUGAACCCUGGUUUCUGUGGCUUCUUAGUCACGGUGUCUUUAUUAAUUAGCCUUUUCAACUCCCUGUUGCACAGUUUGAUUAUACUACAGUUUGUGUACUUCAAGGAUGUGGAAAUUUCUAACUUCUUCUGUGACCCUUCUCAACUCCUCAAUCUUGCCUGUUCUGAUACUUUUACCAAUAACAUAGUCAUUUAUAUUAUAAUUGGCAUAUUUGGCUUUCUUCCCAUCUCGGGGAUCCUUUUCUCUUACUGUAAAAUUGUUUCCUCCAUUAUGAGGAUCCCAUCCUCAGAGGGGAAGUACAAAGCCUUCUCCACCUGUGGGUGUCACCUGGCAGUUGUUUGUCUAUUUUAUGGAACAGGUAUUGUAGAGUACCUUGGCACAGCUGUCUCACAUUCUCCCAGGAAGGGUGCAGUGGCCUCAGUGAUGUACACUGUGGUCAGCACCAUGCUGAACCCCUUCAUCUACAGCCUGAGGAACAGGGACAUUAAAAGUGCCCUGAGGAGAACACAGAGCAGAACAGUCCAAUCUCAGGACCUGCAGCAUAUAGUUAGAAGGUAGGCUAGAAAAACUGCAGCAAAAGCUAGCCUCUACAAAUGUAUUCCUUCUCCCUCUUUACAUUAUUUUUGUAGACCACAUAUAUGCUCUGAUGUUUGAUAAUAGUGUUGCAUUAGCCAGGGGUAGAAUCAGAAUAAGUAUGUAGUUGUGCCAAUGGGUACAAAUUUUCAGAUCAGCAAGAUGAAAAUUUUCUGGAAAUGGACAAUGGUAAUGGUUAAACAACAAAAGGAAUGUAAUUGAUACUACUGAUCUAUGCACAUAAAAUUGGUAAAAAUGGAAGUUGAUGUUUCCUGUAUAUUUUAUCACAAGAAAUAGA